AUGUUCGCCCCGAGAGCGUCAAGUCUGCAGCCGAUCAGCGAGCAGGCCACCUGGCAACCUCCAGGGACCGGGACCUUCGGCGCUCCGGCACUCGGUCAAGACCAUGCCGCUGGACAGAUGCACGGUUCAGGUUGGUCCAUGGAUCCACCCCCACCUUCAUUUCAGACGCAUCGGCUUGGGGCUGCUGCGAACAGGCGAUCCACUCCAUUUGCAGGCAUCUCCAGCAGCAUGAACAUGAUGGGUUCCCAGCUGUUGGCCGGUGGACGGCGCAUGAUGGGCGAAGGAGUGGGAGGAUACCCAGACCGCAUGGUGGGCCAGGGCGGCUUCGUGCAGGGACCAGAGGGCAAUCAAGCAAGUGGCACUCGCAUACCAUGGCUCGUCAAGCAGCAGGACCCGGCAAGCCUUCAGGUAGAAGGUCCUCGACCUCCCCCUGCUCCAGACGAGGCUCCCAAGGGCAUCCAGGCUGCAAAUCUCUUGCGUCGAAAUCAGUUUCUUGAGACACUUCGGCGCAAGAGGGCCGCAGCAUUGGCGUCGCAAAGGGAGGACAGCACGGCACCUCAAGCCGUCGAGAUCAAAACUCUCGCCACGCUCGUGGCGCAGGAGCGGUCGUGGCUUCGACCUUUACUGUUGGCGGUCACGUCAGGGGCACAGCGCCUGGCUCUGAGACUUCAAGCCCUUCUUUGGCGUUCUCUGGCUGUGCUGACAGACCCCGAGGCCUUAUUGGAGCCGAUGUUUCUGGAAGCACAGGAGAUGAUGGGUCAAGGCUUUCCGAGCUCCAGUGUCGAUGUGAGCUGGGUGGUGCAAGAGGAUGGGCUCUUCCGUGCUGCUUUUGGUGCGCAUGUGACUGAGCCGUGGAACCGGGAACGGUUGUAUCUCCAGCUGGAGCGCUCCGUCCUUGCCAAGCCGGGGCCGACCUUGGAUGAGCGCACACAAGAAUUGCGCUCGGAUGAAGAUCGCGAGAUGCUGGGCUCGGGUCUUUGCGCACCCCGGCUUGCCCCUCUGGAGGAAGUCUACUGGCUCAAUAAGUUGGGCCUGCGCUUCAGAUCGCAAGUGAAGUCGAAAAGGCGGCAUCUCGUGGCCAGUCAUCUCUACGAGCUGCGCCUGGACGUAAGCCGAAUCUCGCUGUUCCAAACUCCGUUGGCAUCCAGAGACCUGGCAAGAAGGGCCAGUUCCCUGGAUGCCUUGGACAGCCGCGAGACGCGCGUUGCAGGUGAACUCCAGGAGCUCUUCCACCGGUACCAGAAAGAGACGGAGAGUCAUGUCGUGGCGCAGCUUGACAGUCGUUUGGACAUGCUCGUGGAGCGCGGCAAAGCAUUGCGGGCCGCUUUGUUGGAGGCCGAAGCGCUCCCGAGCGAUGCGCAGGCCACGCAGGCCUCCCAGGCCGUGCAGGCAGCCAGAGAAGCCUACCGAAGCAACCUCCAGGAAAGGAAGAAAGUGCGUGCGAGGCGAGACGAGAAGGAAACCCUUUUCGAGCAAGUCUGCAAGAAUCUCUACGGCAAAUGGCGGGAACUGCGACAAGUGCGACAGGAUUUCGGCUUCGUGUCCACCCCGUGGCGCCUGACAGCGCAGCCUCAGGACCAUGACCUCUCGGCCGACACUGAACGAAGGGCGCGGAAUGUGGAUGCAGAGAUAGAGGAGAGCAGCUAUCUACAAGGUUUCGCAGCUGAGCAAGAGCGUGACCGAGUUCAGAACAAGUGGGACAUGGCAAAGCGCGGGCCAGGCCAGCCAUCCUACCGCUUCGAACUCUCAGCCACCGUGGAAAUGACGUCUGCCGAGGCAUUGCGGUCACGUGCCUACGAUGGGAUCGUCGGCGAUGCAGAUGCCUCUGCGGCUGCGGAGGAACUGGAUCGCCGGCAACUUGCCAGCCGCGUGCGAGUUUGCGUGGAGUGCCGGGUAAGUGACCGGGUUGUGGGGAGAAGUCCCUCCAUGUCCAUCAGUUGGGACACCGGCAGCACUUCUUCGGCCGCAGUCUUGCUGGAAGAGGUUCCUGGAACUCUGCCAGGGGCGCCUGACUCCAUUCGGCCUGUGCAUAGCUUCAACCUUGCAGUGCACGUAAUGCCCCAGAACAUCUCUCUGCUGGUCUACGUUUCGGCAGGAGGUUGGUGGCCUCGUUGGCACGCUGCUCGGGAGGUUCAGUUAGACAUUCCGAGUCCAGAAGCCAGAAGAGUGACGCAUGCUGCGGUUCUCGAGCAGCGUCUCCUCUUUGGGCCAGGAAUGGAUGACCUCGGCGAGGAGGAUGGCCUGCUGUCCCAUACUUUCAAAGGCGAAGUGGCCGUGUGCGUCUCCUGGCCUGGAGGAGGUCGAGGUGAUUAUGUCGUGCCACCACCAGCUCCAUUGAACGCAGAAGGCCAGCCUGUGGCCAACUUGAAGUGUUUGCCAUGCUUCGGCUCCCGAUCUCCAGUCUCGCAAAAGGAGGAGCCCAAGCCCGAAGAAGAGCUGGACAAGAUGCGAAUGGACAGUGAGGCGCCUGAAGUGGGGACAACGUCUACGGAAUUCCGCGGGAAGGGACCAGAAGGAACACGGCUUGAAGACGCACACCUCUGUCGCCGCCGCCUCGGCAGCGAGGACACGCAGGCUGGCCAGCUGCGUGGCCUGCGAGUGGAGAAGUUACUGCAGCGAGUGGAACGGGCAGGUAUGGACAGUGAGCGGCUUUUGGUUCCCGGCUUCGAAACCGAGGUGAGACAGGAGAAGGAAGCGAAGCAGGAGCAGGAAGCAUCUGACGCGAAAGCUGGAAAGCAAAAGGAAAGCGUGUACCAGAUGGACUUUCGCAAGAGGACUCCCGACUGA
Messenger RNA from Symbiodinium sp. CCMP2456, 2787 nucleotides. The record is from the annotation of a GenBank genome assembly. NCBI's taxonomy places the organism in Eukaryota, Dinophyceae, Suessiales, Symbiodiniaceae.